This is a messenger RNA of Aricia agestis (brown argus), 817 nucleotides long. It is a transcript of the gene Grx3, whose product is annotated as glutaredoxin-3. The record is from RefSeq and is a predicted model, not a curated record. The coding region runs from base 86 to 754 and encodes 222 amino acids. NCBI's taxonomy places the organism in Eukaryota, Metazoa, Arthropoda, Insecta, Lepidoptera, Lycaenidae. The transcript is spliced from 5 exons.
AACUCGCAACGAAUUGCAAAGAUAGAUCGGUUGUGGAAUUUUUAAGAGACGUGUCUUAACUCUGUACUCAAUAUAACCUAAAGAGAUGUCGGUGAACGUUUUGCAAACAAUCGAUGAUUUUACGAAUUUUGUAAGGUCACAUGAAUUAAGUGUAGUGCACUUUUCAGCUGAUUGGGCUGAACAAUGUGCUCAAGUUACUGAUGUUUUAAAGGAAUUACAAAAGUUACCUGAAAUUCAAAAAAGUGGAACAAAAUUUUCAGUAUGUGAUGCUGAAAAACUUUCAGAAAUCUCAUUGAAACACAAGGUUGAGUCAGUUCCCACAGUUAUAUUGUUCAAAAAUGGUUCCCAAGUGGAUAGAGUUGAUGGAGUUGAUGCUGCUCAAAUCACACAAAAAGUUAAAACACACAGUUCUAAAAGCAAUAUUAUCAGCAGCGCUACACCAUCAAAAGAAAGCUUAGAAGAUAGACUAAAAGCUCUUAUAAAUAAAAGUAAUGUUAUGGUCUUCAUGAAGGGUACAAGAGAUGCCCCUAGGUGUGGGUUCAGUAAGACACUUAUUCAGAUUCUCAAUGGUGUAGGAGUACAAUAUGAAACUUUCGACAUUUUGACUGAUGAAGAAGUGCGCCAGGGAUUGAAAGUAUAUUCAGACUGGCCGACCUAUCCGCAAGUAUAUGUAAAAGGAGAACUUGUCGGUGGAUUAGACAUAAUAAAGGAAUUGCAAGCCUCCGGAGACUUACAAUCUACACUGAAUGCCUAAAGUUAUGCUUUACUUUAUGUUGUAGUAUAUUUUUUAUUAAAUUAAUUGGGUUUUGAAAUAAGA